Molecule: messenger RNA, 2883 nt
Organism: Amblyraja radiata (thorny skate)
Lineage: Eukaryota; Metazoa; Chordata; Chondrichthyes; Rajiformes; Rajidae
Product: ADP-ribose pyrophosphatase, mitochondrial-like
Exons: 8
Coding region: 900-1904 (334 amino acids)
Molecular function (GO): ADP-ribose diphosphatase activity
Source: RefSeq, a predicted model, not a curated record
UUGAGUGUGACAGGGAGCUCCGGGUGUGACAGGGAGCUCCGGGUGUGACAGGGAGCAUCGAGUGUGACAGGGAGCUCCGGGUGUGACAGGGAGCAUUGAGUGUGACAGGGAGCUCCUAGUGUGACAGGGAGUGUCGAGUGUGACAGGGAGCUCCUAGUGUGACCGGGAGCUCCUAGUGUGACAGAGAGCAUCGAGUGUGACAGGGAGCUCCUAGUGUGACCGAGAGCACCUAGUGUGACAGGGAGCUCCUAGUGUGACAGAGAGCAUCGAGUGUGACAGGGAGCUCCGGGUGUGAGGAGAUCUGGUGUGAUAAGGAGAUCCUGAUGUGACAUGGAGUUGUGGUUCACGUUCGUUUAGUUUAUUAUUGUUACGUGUACCUAGGUACAGUGAAGAGCUUUUUGUUGUGUGCUAUCCAGUCAGCGAAAGGACUGUGGGGUUUGUUUAGCUGGGUGGUGAGGACUGAGUGUGUGAGCGGAGGGCAGCAAAAGCUAAGCACGAACAGGGGGCUGAGAGGGCCAAAUGUAUGAAGGUGACAGCUAGGGUUGAGUGUGAGUUGGAGGCAGCGAGGGUCAAGUGUGAAGAGGGGUAGCAAGGGCCUAGUGUGAGCGGGGUCAGUGAGGGCUGAGUGCGAGCGGUGGCAGCGAGGGCCAAGUGUGAGCAGGGGAGUGAGGCCAGAGUGUGAGCAGAAGAGUGAGGGACAAGUAUGAGCAGGGGCGGCAGCGCUAGGCACUUUCCUGACAGUGAACAGUGGGGAAGGACUGGGCACUAAGCCUUUGAGUGUACAUUAAACUGUGGACAGGAGAUAGAGACUGUAAACGAGAGGAGCUAAACGGGAACAGUGUGGAAUAUUGUGCUGUGGCGGUGAAUGUGUGUGUUUGUGGCAAUCGCAAAUAAAUACCAUGGAUCAGACAAUGUGGUUGUGUAUGCUCUAUCCUACCAUCCUAUGCUUCCUUUGGAUAAAACACAGCACCAGUCUCCUCCAGUCCAGUUGGUGUCCACCUGAACAUUACCCUGUGUGUCCCGUCAUGCUUUGCGAUACAGGGACACCGAUGAUUCACAUCAAGGCACGAAGCUCGCCCUACCCAGGAUCACAGGUCAAGCGGUUCCCUGUCCACAAUGAUAAAGUCAGGUGGAGCAGAGAGUGGGCAGAAUAUGAUCCGGUGGACUACACGGCAGAGAUUGUCAAGGCUGGGCCGGAAUGGGCUGAUCCUGACUUUAGGGACAGCAGGCGACUGAAACAUGUUCCACGCUUCAAUGCACUGGAUGAGGUCAUCAAUCGGAGGAGCUACCUGGGUGCGUACGAUCUGGACAAGGACAACCUGCCUCGGAAUCCGAUGGGAAGAACAGGAAUGAUUUCCCGAGGCUUGCUGGGAAAGUGGGGACCAAACCAUGCAGCUGAUCCCAUUGUUACACGGUGGAAGAGAGAAGGAGGUGAAAAGGUGAUCCACAAGCUCUCUGGAAAACCCAUCUUACAGUUCAUCUCAAUAGAGAGGAAGGACUGCAAGCAAUGGGCAAUUCCAGGGGGAAUGGUGGAUGCUGGUGAGCAAUUGUCCGCCACGAUGAAGCGCGAGUUCGGGGAAGAGGCGCUCAAUUCUCUCAAACUUCCUGGCCCGGAGAAGGUCCGCAUGGGAAAACAGUUCCGAGCCAUUUUCAGCAAAGAGAACGCUGUGAAGGUAUACGCAGGAUAUGUGGACGAUCCUCGGAACACUGACAACGCCUGGAUGGAGACACUGGCCAUGAAUUUCCAUGAUGAUGCUGGGGACAGCGUGGGAGACCUGAAUCUACAUGCAGGUGACGAUGCCGGGGAUGUCCAGUGGUUUGACAUUGACCAGAAUCUGCAGCUCUACGCCAGCCACAGUCGCUUCCUGAAGAUGGUCGUUGAGUUGCGGGAUGCCCAUUGGUAGUGGCGGAUGGCAGGCAAAGUAAAUCCGAGGAGGAUCAAAAUGAACAGAAACUGAGAUGCAGGGGGCAGAGUGGGAGCUGUGUCUCCAUUCUCCCUCACUUCCUCAUGCAACCACUCACUUCUCUUCCCUUGUGCCUUUCCCUUGGCCUUCUCUCACCUCUCCCUGCCCACUCCCUCUAGUGAUCUACGCAUUUCCGCCACGCUCCCUUCUUAUCAGAAUCCUGACCAUCUUUCCUUCUCUUUCCUUCGCCCGUCUCCCUCUAUGCUGCCUGCCCUAUUUUCCUCUCCCCUUCUCAGUCAAGAUGAAUAAUUUUAGAGAAAUUGUGAGGAAGAGCUGAAAAUGGCUCCUCUUUCUCAAUAAACCGAAAGAUAGAUCGUUUAUUAAAGAUGCCCUAAUAUGGAAAUCAGAUCAAUUAGUGACCUUCUUGUUAUUCUACAGUAAGCACAUUAAAAACAUUCCUGGAGUAUGUGCCAGUAAUCAUUGUCAAAUGAUAUUGAGCCAACACAAAAUUCGACAGACAUGUGCAGAUACUGUAGGCUCACAAAACUGGAGUAACUCAGCGGUGCAGGCAGUAUCUCUGGAGAGAAGGAAUGGGUGACGUUUCGGGUCGAGACCCUUCUUCAGACUGAAAGUCAUGGGGAAGGGAAAGGAGAGAUAUAGACGAUGAGGAUGUUGCCAAACUCUCAUGGGAGAGAGAACUUCUUCAAAGUAGGCAUGUUUUGAGGAGAUUUUGCAGUGGAGCAGACGAAUUGUGUAGGGAGGAACUGCAGAUGCUGGUUUAAACCGAAGACAGACACAAAAAGCUGGAGUAACUCAGCGAGACAGGCAGCAUCCAUGUUUUAUGUAACAAUCUGUGUUGGGCUGUGUCUAUGUACCUGUGAUAUUGCUGUAAGCAAGAUUUUCAUUGUACCUAUACCCCACCACAUAUGUACAUAUGACAAUAAACUGGACUUGAGCAAUAAGCUAAUAGCACUUUCAA